CCUUUUUCUUUUUCUUCUUUCUUUACAAGACCCACCCUUGUAAAGCCCUUAUAAAAAUGAACACUUUUGGUGGACCUAAUAUGGACGAGUACUUAAACAGAGACGAAACAGAUGGCCAUGGUCAGACAUGGUCUAAUUCCGACUUUCCUUCUUUUUUACAUGGACGUCAAUACAACCCAAAUGAAGGCAACUUUAACGCAAAUUCACUGGGUGCCAUCUAUGUAAGUAAUAUACCACUUUUAUCCCACCCACCACCUCAGCAACCACAGCAACCAGCCCAACAAUUUGACGAACAUGGUCACCCUAUCAAAAUCCGAAAGAAACCAGGCAGAAAGCCUAAUCCUGCUUCACCAGCAUUACGUAAAGCCCAAAAUAGAGCAGCCCAACGUGCCUUUCGAGAACGUAAAGAAAGACACCUGAAAGACCUGGAGGGGACCAUUCGACAAUUAAGAGAGCAAAGAAACAGCGCGAUUAAAGAACUAAAUCAAACCAAGAGUAAAAUGGACUCAUUUCGUGCUGAGAAUUGGUAUUUAAAGGGAGUGGUACUUACCUUACAAUUUGUGUGUUUGCAUCAUAAUAUUCAUAUCCCCACCCAUUCACCUUAUUUAACCGAGGAAGCAUUAAGUGAUAUGGCAAAGACAACACCUCAUGCGAUUGAAGCCUAUGUCAAUGCGUACACCAGAAAUAAUAUCAACUUGAAACCUACCAUGGCUGCGCAUUUUGCCAACGCGCCAGAAGAUGAUAAGGAUUUGCCUGUUCAACAGGAUGAAGAGGAAGAAGAAGAAGAGGAAAAGAAUGGCGAAGAAGAUGAUGAGAUGCAAAUGGACGAACCUGAUGGAUUAUCGCCCGAGACUCCCUAUGUUAAAAUAGAGGACGGAGAAGAUGAAGAAGAUGAAAGCAUGGCACAAUGGGUUAAACAGCAUAACGAAAACAAGAAGCGAAAAAAACAAGAAGAAGAAGAGAAUAAAGGAGCAGGCGAGAAAGAAGAAGAAAAUAAGCCAGAUUCGUCCAGUAUUAGUGCAAUCCAGAGAAUCAGACUUCAAUUAAGAGUCCAAUCUACUAUUUCCAAUGUAGGCAAAUCCGCUGUUCGACUCCAACCCACUAUUUUACAGUUGGCUAUACCUCAUGAUCCUCGUAUUGAUCUUAUCCCAACACCUCAUAUGCGUGACAGAAUGAUUAUCUUCCGAGAUCAAAUGGAUUACGAUCGUUGCUUUGCUAUGUUGUUAAACGGUGCUUUGUAUCAUGGUGGUGAUCCUACCAUGAGUGCCAGUUGGGAACUACCUGCUGAAUUCUUUACAGAGUUCUGGUAUCUUGCCAUCAAUUAUGAUGUCAACCGCACAAACACCUGGAGAAGAUUAAAGGGUUUGCCAGAGAUUAGAGGAGGUCCCAACUUGGAGGAUGAAUGGGAUGAAUCCAGUGUAUUUGACCAACAUCAACAUCACCAACAAGAACAUCAACAUCAUCAUCAUCAUAAUGAUGGAACAACGGGUUCUACGAGCAGUGAGACUGUAUGGACAGAUGAUGUAUUUGCCCAAAUGACGGCCGGUAUGCCCACAUUACAACCUCUCGAUUCACAUCAUUUGACAAGUGGAUUUGAUUUUGGUUCUCCCAAUGCAGAAUAUCAACUGCAUCAACCGUUAGAGUCAAGCACACAUCCAUUAUUCGAACAAUUAAUGGGGUCUCCACCUUCAUCACGACAUAAUCGCUCUCCAAGCAUAGGCGCCAUGAUGGAUCUUAUGAACUCACUUUCUACUGAUAUGGCAUAACAAUAUGAAGCCAAAAAACUAUGAAAUAUGUAUUCCCUCCCUUUUUUUUAUGCCCCCCUUUUUUUUUACUGUAAAUUAUAAAAACUAUUUGACAAUACAUGUCAUCUUUUUCCUUACGACCGCACAAACAAAAAAAAAUAUAGAUCUUUUUCAUGAUGAGUCAUGACACCUAUAUUAGUAUUUAAGUGACAGAUAAACUACGUCUUCACUGAUUUUAUUUUCUUGUAUUUUAAGCACU
This is a messenger RNA of Mucor mucedo, 2004 nucleotides long. RefSeq lists its product as uncharacterized. The transcript is spliced from 2 exons. Gene Ontology annotation, biological process: regulation of DNA-templated transcription. Lineage: Eukaryota; Fungi; Mucoromycota; Mucoromycetes; Mucorales; Mucoraceae. The coding region runs from base 57 to 1766 and encodes 569 amino acids. The record is from RefSeq and is a predicted model, not a curated record. Gene Ontology annotation, molecular function: DNA-binding transcription factor activity.